Hydra vulgaris (swiftwater hydra) is the source of this 3973-nucleotide messenger RNA. RefSeq lists its product as uncharacterized. Lineage: Eukaryota; Metazoa; Cnidaria; Hydrozoa; Anthoathecata; Hydridae. Gene Ontology annotation, cellular component: microtubule; kinesin complex. Gene Ontology annotation, molecular function: ATP hydrolysis activity; ATP binding; microtubule motor activity. Gene Ontology annotation, biological process: microtubule-based movement. The record is from RefSeq and is a predicted model, not a curated record.
AGUUUUAUUAUAUUAUGUUAUUGACAAAUGUAAGUAACACGUUGUCUAAUUGCUGAACGUAAACGUUGUAACGACGCAAAAGAUAAAGUCUAUAUAAAACGACUUAAUAAUAUGAAAGAAUUUCUCUUUUAAACAUGAUGAAACGGAAAUUAUUUCAAUGUCAUCAAGUAAUAACAAUUCAAUAGGUUAAAUUAUACGCCAUGGUAGUAAAAAAAAAACUUCAUUUUAAACGAGGAUUAAACUUUUUUUGUAAUUCAAAUAUGUUUUUAAACUAGAAGCAAUAAAUGUUGGUAACGUUCUAAUUUAUUAUCGAACAAAAACUAACAAAAUAAAAAAAAUAAAAAAAGUGUAUGGAAUCCAAACGUGGCAGGAUGAAAGAUAUUUCUAACGUUCAAGUGUUUGUAAGAGCAUGUCCAACAUUUUCAGAUGAUGAAACUAUUAAUCUAAAAUUUCCAAACAAAAAUGAGAUUAUCUUGCAAGAUGGUGGUAAAGAAACAAAAUACAAAUUUGACCAGGUCUUUCCACCUCAAUCCUCAAAUGAAGAUAUAACAACAUCAUUAUGUGGUCCACUAGUUUCUUCUGUUUUUAAUGGGUUUAAUGUUAGUUUCAUUGUAUAUGGACAGACAUGUACAGGAAAAACUUAUUCGAUGCUCUCUCAGGAUGGAAUGAUACCCACAACAGUACGCAAGUUAUUCGAUUGUCUUUCGAACUAUACCGAAUACAGUUAUUCACUUAGUUUGUCUUAUUUGCAAAUUUACCAAGAUCGGAUUUACGAUUUGCUUUUUAACAGCGAAAAUGGUCCACUUGCACUGAGAGAACACCCAAAAGAUGGGAUUUUAGUUGAGGGUUUAUCUGAGACAGUUAUAAAUAACACAGAAGAAGCUAUUCAUUUGUUAGAUACAGGGAAAGUAAAGCUAAUUUUGGAUGAAAGAUCACCUCAUAAUUCACGGUCUCAUGUAAUUUGCAUGAUAACUAUCAAGAAGCAAUUAAAAAGGAAAUCAGUAAAAAAAAAGAAAAUAUCUAAUUUUGGAAAGAGCGAAAAAGAAAUUGAAGAUACAGUUAUAAAAACAAAGUUGUACAUGUGUGAUCUAGCUGGUGCAGAAAGAAUGAGAAAAAAAGAUCUUGAAACUUGCUCAAAUAGAAGAAUGUCUGAAGUCAAAUUUAUUAACACAUCAUUGUUAGAACUUGGAAAUGUUAUUCAUGCAUUAGCAUCUCGAAGUAGCUAUAUCCCAUUUCGAAACGCACCUCUAACAAGAAUAUUGCAAGAAAGUCUUGCUCGAAAUAGCAAAGCUGCAAUUAUGAUUUGUGUCUCACCAUCUAUACUCAACACUAAAGAAACAAAAUUUUCUUUGAAUUUCGGAAGGCGAGCAAUGAAUGUAGUCAAUGUUUCUUCAUCAACAUAUAUUGAAGAUUUUCAUAUGGUAAACAAUAUACAGAAAAGAAAGGUUGACUACAAAGCUUUAGCAGAACGUCUUCAAAAGGAAUUGAUUCAACUAGAAGAGGCAUAUGAAAAGGAAAAAAGUAAUUUCCAGUCAUUGAAACAUUUAAUUCAACAAAAUUCUGAUGGAAUUCAAUCUGUUGAUGAUGCAUUAAAUAAAACGAAACAAAGACAAUAUGCAAGUGUUCACUGUCAAACCAGCUUUAAUACCGAGAAACUUUGUUUUGAUUUUAAUUUUUUAAAUAGUGAAAACUCCUUAUCUCUCAUUACUCAGUAUAAUUCAGACAUUUCCCAAAAGUCUGAAACUUUAGAACAGCCAAUCAAUGGAGAGUGUAAAGAUUAUAAUGAAGCACUUGAUGCUCCAGAUGGAAGUUCACCAAAUUCUAAAAAGUUAUCAUUUGAUAUGUUAGACUAUAAUUAUGAGAAUGCAAAUGAUUUUAAAACAACAGAAGUUAUUAGGAACUCCAUUACUUUAUCCCAAAAUGAAAAUGAGGUUGGGACUCAGGUUGUAUUAAUAUCAAAUACCCAAAAUGCAGAUAAAUCAAAGUGUUUAUAUGAUGCAAAAAAUUGUGAUAAUGAGUCUUUAGUUUUAAACAAUAUUAAUCAAAUUGAAAAAGAAUCAUUUAGUAACACGUCCCAUAUUUAUUUUGAAAACGACCGCAAUACAAAUAGAAAACUCAGCGGUGAAACAGUAUUGGUUCAAAAAAAUUCUCAUUUAAAAAUUUCUUCAAAUGUUUCUACUCAAACAGAUAAUCUAGAAGACACGAAUGCAGAUCAAAGUCAUGCAGAUCAAACUGAAGAUUUUGAAAGUUUUACUAUGAAUACAAACAAUAUAUUUUCAGCUAGUAACAUUACUCUAAGAUCAGUAGGGGAAUUUCUUCAGAAUAUUUUAAAAAUUGGUGGCUCCAUUCCACAACUUAAUUACCUUCACAGCAUAACUGAUAUUACUAAUAUAGAUAUUGGAAAGUUUGAUUUGCUUUUUGGUAGCUCUUUAACUGACAACUUAGACGAUUUAGAAAAGUAUAUAAUAUAUCUUGGAUACCUAACUGAUGAGAUGCCUUAUUUUAUUGAUAGUGCAGUUGUGUUAAAUGACGUACUAAACAUAGUAGAGGAUGAAACCAAUAUUGUUUCAGUUUUUGAUAGAGAUAAUGUUUCAAUUCUUAGUCAUUUAGAUUCAGUAGAUGCUUGUGGAUCUAUUGCACAAAAAAAAUUUAAAUCCGAAUGGGAAUCAUGUGAUGAUUUACUAAAACUUGUAGAAGAUGAGUUAAAUAAUGAAAAAGACAUGUAUAUUACUGAUUCAAAAUCUUCAGAAACUAUUUCUGAAAAGGAAGCUUCUAUCGUUAAAGAAUUAACUGGUCUUGAAAAUCAAAUUGAAUCUUGUGAAAAGAAACUUUUUGAAGAGUUGGACAACCAGACUAAAUCAGGCGAUAUUGAUAAAGUUUCUGAUCUGAACAAGAAAAAAGAUGAUAUUCAAACAUUUUUUAAAAAAUUAAAAAUUGACUUAGAAGAUUUGUCUUUAGAUGAAAAUUCUGAUUCUGAUGAAAACAGUGAUUUAAUUGAAAAGGAUUUGGAUUCAAAUCAAAAUCUUUUUCGUAAAAAUUCUUUAACUGGUCUUGAUACAAACAAUACUUCGCAAAAUGAAUGUAAUAAUAAAUCUAUAACAGAAAUUGAACUUGAAAAUAUUGCAUUGCGAAAGGAACUUAUGUUAGUAAAAUUGGAAAAAAUGCGACUUGAAGCUAUGUUGGCUGCAAUGUGUAAGGAUAUUGAUUUAUCUACUAUUGGUGCCCCUUCUAUUGGUGUCCCUUCGAUACCUGGAAGUAAAAGUUCUCGCAGAGGAAGUUUCAAAAGACUUUUUAAAAAGUUCAAAAUAAGGAAAAGUUCAUCGCACAGUAUCACAAGCACGCCAAAUGUUACAAGCACACCAAAUAGUAUUCAAAAGUCAGGUUUAGUGGCCAAAUGGUUAACUCAAGAAAACAGAUAUUCUCUCACAGAUCCAAUAUCACCAACUGCUGAUACUGAUCUAAAACAUGAAAGCAAGUCAUUAUCAGAUAUUAGCUAUGCUGGUGAUUCUCCGUUAAUUACCAAGAAAAUACCUGAUGAUACGCCUUAUGAAAAUGGAGAAACGGCAUCUGUAAAGUCGAAAGAUCGUCACUUUCCUUUUAUUAAAUUGCACAGGAAUUCCAGACGUUUUUCCAAGAAUCUAACAAAACUGGAAGACGUUCCAGACGUUUCUCCAAAAAUCUAACAAAACUGGAAGACGUUCCAGACGUUUCUCCAAAAAUCUAACAAAACUGGAAGACGUUCCAGACGUUUUUCCAAGAAUCUAUCUAAACUGAAAGACGUUCCAGACGUUUCUCCAAGAAUCUAAUAAAACUAAAAGACGUUCCGAACGUUUCUCCAAGAAUCUAACAAAACUGGAAGACAUUCCAGACGUUUCUCCAAGAAUCUAACAAAACUGGAAGAGUAGAAACUUUUGAUUUGUAUUACUCUUUAUUUAUAUUACUGUUAAUUUUCUAGAACAUAUUUUUGCAACUA